AUGCGGCGCUCGACAAGAAUAUUGGCUCGUACAUCCAAAGACGCUUCGAUUGGCGCCUCUGGAGAGACUGGCAUCGCAAGCUCAGCUGGCUCUCGAGGCCGAGUUAGCAAGCCGACUGCGCGGAAGCGGACGAGGGGUCAGACUGAAUCGCAGGUCAUUUCUCGUCAUACAGACGCUGGUCGAAAGUCUUCUGUGUGCAACACAUUGCCUGACGGCAAAAGCAAGCGUGCUCGGACCGAUCGCAAAGACAAGCAUGUCGAACCAUCCCGAAGAUCUGCCAGAAUUUUCGCUCGCACUAACGGUCCCAUACACCGCCUGCCUGCAGAGCUCCUCUCCGAAAUAUUUCUGCACCUCCGCGAGCUGAUCCAAUCCGCCGGCUGGGGAAAUCCUAAUCCCACAUCGGCGCUGGAUGCCACCAUCACGCGCGUCUGCAGGUCCUGGCGAAACGUUGCGCGUGGAACGCCACUACUGUGGCAAUGCAUCGUCCCCCAAAGCAGGGACCUCGCCGAAUAUCUGCGCCGGUAUCUACCUCUCACGGGGACGUGUCCACUGCACGUCGACUUGUGCCGCACCAUGUAUAACAGUGACCCGUCCGGGAUAGAGCAGCUUCGGGACCAUUCCCACCGCAUGCGCUCCUUGCAGCUGAUGGGCUCGUACGAGGAGUUCAGCGCGAUGCAGCCCCUCGCCACGCCCAACCUUCGGAGUGCUUCGAUCAGCACGCUGCGGCUGUCAAAGAACUCGCUGGACAUGGUCACACCCUUGGCAAUAUUUGACGAUGUCUCCCUGCUGUCCGAUCUGUCUUUAAACUUCCAAACCAUCAACGUGCAGGCGAUUUCGGUGCCGCCAUUGGAAUCCCUGACGGAGCUCACCCUGUACCUGUGUUGCGGCAUCUCGAGCGUCCGUGGUGUAUUGCAACAGUGCUGCAGGACGCUGAGAAAGCUCAAAGUCAGCGCUGGCGUAUGUGACCCGCUUCCGGCACCAGCCGAGGCUCUGGAGCUCCCCUCGCUCUUGAGCCUUGAGCUCGAUGGCAAUGACGGUCCGGUCCUUCAGAUGAUCUCCGCACCUAACCUCGAGAAAAUGAAGCUCUACGGACCCGCCGAGGACAUCCCCGCUCUGCUUCUGGCCUACCUCACUCGUGUGCCUUCCUCCGCCACGAACCUCCGCCUGCUCUACAUCGAUACAGUGCAUACGGAGGAUUGGGACGUGGCCACGGUCCCAGGGAUACUCCUCGAGUGUUUCGCCAACCUGGAGGGGCUCGAGACUAUAGGCUUCAAUGUGUUUCCAGAGGAGAUCGAGAUUUUUGGCCCUCUGACCAGGAACCCGGAGGAAGGUGCAUUGCCUCUGCUGCCGAACCUGAAGGUCGGGAUGUUUGGUAGCAGCAGUUUUGACUGGCUCGUUGGAUACCCCGAGGCGUACAACGUGUUUGUGGAAUCACGGAAAAGCGCCCAGCUUAUAGGCGGGGUCAUGGUUCCGGUGGCGCAAAUCUCCCGGCAGUAUCGGCACAUUCGCUUCUGAGCGUACUAUGGGAUCGAGAGGUAGGCUCGAGCACUGGGAGCUCGACGCCGGUAGUAUUUAGGUUCAAUGGUUUUUCACGGAUAUCAUUGCGCCCCCCGUCAUGUACAAUAUAGAUAGAGAACAGACAAAAACUAGGGGAAGUUGGACUCAU
Molecule: messenger RNA, 1666 nt
Organism: Schizophyllum commune H4-8
Lineage: Eukaryota; Fungi; Basidiomycota; Agaricomycetes; Agaricales; Schizophyllaceae
Exons: 2
Coding region: 1-1515 (504 amino acids)
Molecular function (GO): protein binding
Source: RefSeq, a predicted model, not a curated record